Adineta ricciae is the source of this 432-nucleotide messenger RNA. The record is from the annotation of a GenBank genome assembly. NCBI's taxonomy places the organism in Eukaryota, Metazoa, Rotifera, Eurotatoria, Adinetida, Adinetidae.
AUGAGAAUUCUGAAUAGUAUCAUCCGAGCAAAUCAGUUAUUAACCGCAUUGGGAAACAAUUAUGUCCUUCGCCCGGUCUAUUACAACACGAUAAGUAAUAAGUAUCCGAUGCAGAUAUACACUUACGAAAAUGAUCGUGCAUGUCCACUUCCUGCUAAUAUCUAUUUAUACAACAUGACGGAACAAUUGGGAUUAUAUGACGUGAAUAAAAUUCCACUCAAUGAAACUUUACCUGGCUUGAUUGUUGAUUAUCUUCCACUUCAAAUGAGAUCUGCAUCGUCACCCGAAUGCCUUUGCCAACAAUCAUGUGUCGAUGUUCUCCUCUCAUCGUAUCAACAAAAGAUCAAUAUUUCCAUUUUGAACUCAUCGCAACCAAGCCGGUUCAAUCCAAUAACAACAAUCGUGCCACUUUUCGACGAGAUUUUUCUCUAA